AUGGAAAACAUACCUUGCUCUAAUGCAAUAGACUCCAUAAUGUAUGCUAUGAUCAGUACUAGACCUGAUCUGUCUUUUGCAAUCUCUUUACUUAGUAGAUAUAUGUCAAAUCCUGGUAUUGAACGUUGGGCUGCAUUAAAAUGGUUGCUAAGGUACAUAAAUAGCACUGUGCAUGUUGGUUUAGAUUAUUGUAAAAGAUAUGAUACACUUGAUCUUGUAGGGUAUGUGGAUUCAGAUUUUUCAGGUGAUAGAGACAGUAGAAAGUCCACUACUACCUACUGUUUUACGCUUGGAGGAAAUUGUGUGAGCUGGAAAUCCCAGUUGCAACCUUUGGUUGCAUUGUCCACAACUGAAUCUGAAUAUGUGGCAGUCACAGAUGCUUUCAAGGAGGCCAUAUGGCUGCAAGGAAUCCUACAAGAAGAUAAUCUGCUGGAUGGACUUGUGACUGUCUAUUCAGAUAGUUAA
Pistacia vera is the source of this 465-nucleotide messenger RNA. RefSeq names its product secreted RxLR effector protein 161-like. The transcript has a single exon. NCBI's taxonomy places the organism in Eukaryota, Viridiplantae, Streptophyta, Magnoliopsida, Sapindales, Anacardiaceae. The coding region runs from base 1 to 465 and encodes 154 amino acids. The record is from RefSeq and is a predicted model, not a curated record.